Messenger RNA from Nyctereutes procyonoides (raccoon dog), 3894 nucleotides. It is a transcript of the gene FBXL2, whose product is annotated as F-box and leucine rich repeat protein 2. The transcript is spliced from 15 exons. Gene Ontology annotation, cellular component: SCF ubiquitin ligase complex. Gene Ontology annotation, biological process: SCF-dependent proteasomal ubiquitin-dependent protein catabolic process. The coding region runs from base 121 to 1431 and encodes 436 amino acids. Gene Ontology annotation, molecular function: protein binding. Lineage: Eukaryota; Metazoa; Chordata; Mammalia; Carnivora; Canidae. The record is from RefSeq and is a predicted model, not a curated record.
GCCGGCUCGGAGCCCACCUUGGGAACGGGGCGGGGCGCCCCGCUGGCGUCACCAGGACAACGGGCGUAGCCGCGGCGCCUUGUGACUCGGGGCUGUGGGCGCGCGGGCGGCUCUACGGCCAUGGUUUUCUCAAAUAAUGAUGAAGGCCUUAUUAACAAAAAGUUACCCAAAGAACUUCUCUUAAGAAUGCUGUUCAGCUUGUUGUUAAAUUUUACUUGGUCUAAUCCAGAAUGUACUAAGUAUGUACAUAGCAUUGGUCUGGAUUCUUUUUGUAAUGUGGCCUGGAACAUCUUAGCCCUGGAUGGAAGCAACUGGCAAAGAAUAGACCUUUUUAACUUUCAAACAGAUGUAGAGGGUCGAGUGGUGGAAAAUAUCUCAAAGCGAUGUGGUGGAUUCCUGAGGAAGCUCAGCUUGCGAGGCUGCAUUGGUGUUGGAGAUUCCUCCUUGAAGACCUUUGCACAGAACUGCCGAAACAUUGAACAUUUAAACCUCAAUGGGUGCACCAAAAUCACUGACAGCACGUGUUAUAGCCUUAGCAGAUUCUGUUCCAAGCUGAAACAUCUAGAUCUGACCUCCUGUGUGUCCAUUACAAACAGCUCCUUAAAGGGGAUCAGUGAGGGCUGCCGAAACCUGGAGUACCUGAAUCUCUCUUGGUGUGACCAAAUCACAAAGGAUGGCAUUGAGGCACUGGUGCGAGGUUGUCGAGGCCUAAAAGCUCUACUCCUAAGGGGCUGCACACAGUUAGAAGAUGAAGCUCUGAAACACAUUCAGAAUUACUGCCAUGAACUUGUGAGCCUCAACUUACAGUCCUGCUCACGCAUUACAGAUGAAGGUGUGGUGCAGAUAUGCAGGGGCUGCCAUCGGCUUCAGGCCCUCUGCCUUUCUGGCUGCAGUAACCUCACAGACGCCUCUCUCACAGCCCUGGCUUUGAACUGCCCGAGACUUCAGAUUUUGGAGGCUGCCCGAUGUUCCCAUUUGACUGAUGCAGGCUUUACACUUUUAGCUCGGAAUUGCCAUGACCUGGAGAAGAUGGAUCUUGAAGAAUGCAUCCUGAUAACCGACAGCACACUCAUCCAGCUCUCCGUUCACUGUCCUAAACUGCAAGCCUUGAGUCUGUCCCACUGUGAGCUCAUCACUGAUGAUGGGAUCCUGCACCUGAGCAACAGCACCUGCGGUCACGAGAGGCUGCGGGUACUGGAACUGGACAACUGUCUCCUCAUCACCGACGUGGCCCUGGAGCACCUGGAGAACUGCCGCGGCCUGGAGCGCCUGGAGCUGUACGACUGCCAGCAGGUUACCCGCGCAGGCAUCAAGCGCAUGCGGGCUCAGCUCCCUCACGUCAAAGUCCACGCCUAUUUUGCUCCUGUCACUCCUCCGACCGCAGUGGGAGGAAGUGGCCAGCGACUUUGUAGGUGCUGUGUCAUCCUCUGACGACAGCUGCCUGAGCCCAAGGCACAAUGAGCUGUUUCUUCCUCCAGAGAAGACCCAAGUCUUCCCCACCUGCUCCACCUUCACCCAAAUCUCUUGGUUCUCCACUGGGAAGGACAUUUACAGGUAAAAGACUUCAGUAGGGACUGCAGUAACUGGUGAUAGUUUUCACCUUUAGUCUACCACGAUGCAAUCAAAUCAAAGCCUUGUGUCUGUCAGCACAUGGCAAGAGUGGUCUCAGUGCCGCCUGGAACAUGCAAGAGACCUGAAUCUAAGAGGUGGGUGCCUUCUUAGGUACAGAAGUUCUGCUGUUGGCUUUGUCAGCAUUCCUCAAUAGACCAUCAGUGUUAGCACAAAUCGAGCAGAAAAAAUAAGCUGUUGAUUUUUUCUACCUGAUACUUAAGCCAGUGGCCUACUUUAAUUCACACUGAUUUCAUUUUGAUUAGCAGGACUUUUUCCACUUGAUGAAACAGCAAAACUUUCUCAGUGACCUGUACUGCAAAUUCGUGAUGCCUGAGAGUUUUUUUUAUGUAGACUUAGGUGGGAGGCAAGUUAGUAGAUUUCCAUGAGACACCAAAGAAAUGAUGACUCGGAACUGGGUGGAGCAGGGUCUCCACCUUUCUGUUUCUGUCAGCUUGUCAUCUACACUUUUGGGGACCAGAAACUAAACAAACACAACUCAGAGGCUGUGUUGCCUGACUGGAAAUAAGCUGUGGCAUGCGCUACAGCAGAGUGCAUUUUUGUUGUAGGAGAAAAGCUAAUCAUGUCAUCUCUCACAAAAUUUGGGGGACCUUAAGGAAAUAGAAUUAAGGUUUAAGUUAUCUAUAAUAUAUAUAAUCAAUUAAAAAUAAUGAAUGGAUGCAUGUAGAAUGGGUGUGAUUUUUUUCCAAGUUUAUUUUAAAAUCUUAGAAAUCAAGUUACACCAGAACUAUUCAAAAAUUGUACACACUUAAAACUCAGAUCAGUAAAGUGUUGGCACCUUUUAGACUCAUAAAAAUGAAUAAACCAUUGCAAUGCUUAAGUCAGAGGGUUUUAUUGCUAGAAUCUUAAUGGCAGACAAAUCUGAGCAAAACCAUUUUCCAAAUUCAGACCUUUUAGUAUUAUCUAAAAUCGGAUAAGCUCUGGUUUCCAUUCUGUGCUGUUCACAUGUGUAGUAUUUAUUAAGAUUAGGAACCCAUCACCACUCUCACAUUGUGAACUUCAGUGUUCAUGGCAGCUGACCCUUCCUAACAACCAGCACAGAGCUCACGGGGAGCUGGAGUGGAACAAGCCGAGACGGUUAUUUUCCCACAACUGGCAGGGCUUCCUUUACACAGGCCGUUUAGGAGCAUUCAGGUUACAAUGGAAGAGAAGGCAGGUGCACACACGACCCCUUAAGUUAAUUUAACAAGACUAUCAGAAUGAGCAUCCAGGCCCUGAUGGAGUCAGGGCCAGACGAUGUCCUCUAGUAUUGCCCGGUCUAGCAUGUGUGCUUUUAUACCACAGCGACAAUUUUGAUAUACGUUUACACCACUCUGCGUGGGGGCGUGACUGAUGUAGGAAGCUAUUUAAAUAAAAAGCAUAAAACACACACUUGCUUCAGUAAAUUAUAGUCUCUCUUAAAAAUUUCUAUGACCAGGGCUUUCUAUACCAUCUCUUUUGAGCCAGGACACAACCAAAUCAGAGUUACUGGACUCACUCCUCAAUGACCUUUGACUUCAUUAGAAGAAGGGAACAGCACAGAUGAGGUUUCUCAAAUGAGAAAAGCAAGGCGGCUUCCUCUGUAGGCAUGGAAUAGUUCAUGGAAUAAUCUGUCCUCAGCUCCAUCAUCAGCUUUGAGAAAACAAACCGAAAAGAAUGCAACAUAUAGGCCUCACCUCUUAAAACAUGUAGACUUGGGUGUGCUCAGCACACAUGCAUGGAACCCCCUCGAUUCUAGGGCUUGAGGUGACACCGUCAGGAACUGGGAUUUUAAAUGAGACACGAGUUUGCAAAACAAUCGGAAAACAUUUAUUAUACUGAAAUGUAUACAUCCUACUAUUAAAAAAAAUAGCAAAUUUGCUGGUGCCAUAAUUUAACCUGCUUUGCUGGGACAGACUAAUGUUCAAUGCUGCUUGGUAUAUAAUUUCAAGUUCAAUGAGCUUUUAAGUGUUCUUGACCCGACUUCUAAAACCUGAUGAGGAAUUCAAAAUAGCACACAGCCUUAAAUGACAUUUAUUGUUCCAUAUAUGUUGAGACUCAAAAAGGAAUGCUAAACAGACAAGCAAAACUCUAAAACAAGAGAUAUGCUCACUUCUUUUCCAAAUGAUUGGUACAGAAGAGGUGUUCAUAUGAAAGCAAAGGGAGAUGGCAGAAAGAAAAGUUCCCCCGCUUCAGGGUCUACAGAAUUACAGAUCUUUUCAGACUGAAGAUGAAAAUGUAUGAGACCAGGCUCCUCUGUAUCCAAUAACCCCCUCUACAAAUAAAACACAAAAUGUCAAAGCUUUU